UUGCCUGUUCUUUUUUUCAGUCCAGGGCUCAGACUAAAUUACAAUUAUACACAUCAAGCAACGCAAACUCUCAACUCUAUCAGUGAUUCAGUGUAUUCCCACCUCAAAAUCCCUCACUUUGGGUCAUAUUGUCUUCUCUUAAAUCCAAUAUCAUAUAUGUGAUUGAACAAAAAUGCUCCAUCAAGAGUCGAUAUAAAUUUCAUUUAGUCAAAUAAUUUCAACAGUCGAAACAUCAAUUUUUCUCUCCCUAAUCACAUUGAAACAUAUUCUCAAUGUUUACUUUUUUUCUGUGUUGUGAUUUGCUUAUUUAAAAGACACACAUUUAGGGUGUGUUUAUAUUUUUGUUGUUAUUUUGCUGUUUGUCGGUUAUAUGUUUUCACUUGAUGUUAAUAAACCAACUUCAUGAUACCCUUUUCAGUGAUUCUUGUUUUUGUUAAUUAUAAUUAACUUGUCUCCCACGUCACCAUCAAUUUAAUUUAAAUUAUAUAUUUAGUAUUAUUCUUUUCGUUUUUAACUUUAUCCUUUUUUCUUCCUCCUUUUUUAUUCAUCUAUUUUACUUAUUCUCUUCUAAUUUUAUAUAUAAAUAUUAUUCUCUAUUUUCUAUCUCAUAUCUUUUUUACAACACUUCCUUUUUUAUAUUUUCUCCCCUUUCUCUGUCUCUCUGUGUGUGUUUUCCUUUUCCUCUCUAUUCUGGUUUUCUUUCUUGUUCUUUCAUCUUAUUUUACUUUUAUUUCCAUGAAGAUAGAGGGUUCAAUUCAGAGCCGACCUCUUCCUGAUAUUCCUGGUACCAGAGAAGAUAAUCCAUCCAUCUUAUCAUCAUUGGUCGGUCUUACUAACAUGGGUAGUUCAUCAAUCUCAUUUCAUUCCUAUCACCAGCGAUUGUCAAAGGAAAGUUUAAAUCAAAGUCCAGUUGAAGAAGAAGACGAUCCACAACUUUUUGUUGCUCUCUAUGAAUUCCAAUCAGGAGGAGAAUAUCAAUUAUCUGUUUUAAAAGGUGAACAAAUUCGUGUUCUCUCAUAUAAUCGGACUGGCGAAUGGUGUGAAGCUCAAUCUCGUUCUGGUAAAAUUGGCUGGGUACCGGCUAAUUAUAUUACCCCAAUCCAUGGACUUGAUAAACAUCCAUGGUACCAUGGGCAAAUUAUACGAUCGUCAGCUGAAUGUCUUUUAUCAUCUGGAAUUAAUGGUUCUUUUCUUGUCCGUGAAAGUGAAAGUUCACCUGGACAAAGGUCAAUAUCAUUAAGAUAUGAGGGUAGAGUUUACCAUUAUCGUAUUAAUGAAGAUAAUGAGGGUAAAGUUUAUGUUUCAGCUAAAUGUCGUUUUAAUACUCUUGCCGAGCUUGUUCAUCAUCACAGUAUGCAUGCUGACGGGUUAAUUACCAUGUUACUUUAUCCUGCACCCAAACGAGGUGAUUCACAUUCAUCAUCUUCAUCUUCACCCAAAUCAGAUGAAUGGGAAAUUGACCGUACAGACAUUGUAAUGAAACAUAAACUUGGAGGUGGACAAUAUGGUGAUGUUUAUGAGGCUUCAUGGAAAAGGUAUAAUAUGACAGUGGCCGUGAAAACAUUGAAAGAAGACACCAUGGCAUUGGAAGAUUUCCUGGAAGAAGCUGCCAUCAUGAAAGAAAUGAAACAUCCCAAUUUAGUUCAACUAUUGGGUGUUUGUACUCGAGAACCACCAUUUUAUAUAAUUACCGAAUUUAUGACAAGAGGUAAUCUACUUGAUUAUCUGCGAAACUGUAACCGGGAAGAAGUUAAUUCAGUUGUUAUAAUUUUCAUGGCAACUCAAAUAGCAACGGCAAUGGAAUAUCUUGAAUCUCGUAGUUUUAUUCAUAGAGAUUUAGCCGCUCGAAAUUGUUUGGUUGGUGAAAAUCAUUUAGUCAAAGUUGCUGAUUUUGGUCUUGCAAGGCUCAUGAGGGAUGACACUUAUACCGCUCAUGCUGGAGCAAAGUUCCCUAUCAAAUGGACAGCCCCUGAAGGUCUUGCUUAUAAUAAAUUCUCGACCAAAUCAGAUGUUUGGGCUUUUGGUAUUCUUUUAUGGGAGAUAUUUACUUAUGGGAUUCCACCUUAUCCUGGUGUUGAGCUUGCAAAUGUUUAUCAUAUGCUGGAAUCAGGAUAUAGAAUGGAAUGUCCAACAGGCUGUCCAGCGGAAAUUUUCGACACCAUGAGCCAAUGUUGGCAAUGGGAAGCCGAGGAUAGGCCAACUUUUCAAGAGAUUAGAGAAACUUUAGUAAAUAUGAUACAAAUUUCCCGUGAAUCACCACCAACCCAAACUCAACAUCACCUUCAACCAAUUUUAGCCAAUAGUAAAUUACAAAAUGUUGCCAAGGCGAGUCAAAAACUUUCUGGUAGCACACCAAAUUUACACUCACUUACCGAUGGUCAAGGAUCUCAACCUAAAUGGCAUGCAAUGAAUAUUAACAUAGGCUCCAAUGAAGCUAUAAUCACUACUAAGUCAACCAUUGUUCAACUUAGACGAGGUGUAACCAAUGGUACUCUUUCAAAAAAACCACCCUCAUCAGGAAGUAAUAAUCUACUCUUACAGGCCAGUUCUCGACAUCCAAUUAGAAAAUUGAAACAAGCUCCUGUUCCACCCAAAAGAACAAGCUCUUUUCGUGAUUCAACUCACUUACCCGAUCUUCCAAUUCCAGGGUCAACAAUGAAACCUCCCACCCUGGAAGAUGAAAAAAUUCUCAAAGGUGCUAGGGAAACAAUGGUUAAAGUAAUGGAAUCAAUAUCCAAAGAAACUCCAUCCUAUGAUUUAUCCCAAGUAACAAUAUCAACUCGUAAUCAAGAUAAUCUUCCAGUUCGAACAGCUAAAUUAAAUAGGAAACCCAAAGUACCACCUAUCGCUCCAAAGCCAACAAAUAAAACAACACAAAAUCAACAUCUACCAUUACCACCGCCGCCACCACCAACUCAAUCCUCCUUCACUGUUGACUCUAUCCCACCUUCAAACACCUCAAGUGAUAGUGAUAACAAUAAAGACCCUGCCAAAGAAAAUGAAUCAAAUUCAAGACGAAAAGUGCAAAUACCUGCCGUUUUUCAGGUUGGCACACUGAAAAGAACAGUUGCCAGGUAACUUUAAAUAGUAAAUAUUUCUAAAUAAUUAAAUUGUUAAAUUAUUAAUCAACUUCCAAACCAACACACACAAGCAAACUGAAACUCAAUCAACUUACAACAACAUCAACAAGCAAAUAAUAGUCCCUUAUUUGUAUAUCCAAUCAACGGAAAUAUGAAAUUGAGAGAAAGAAAAAUGAUUUUCUUUUUUUAACCUUCCCUCUUUCUACAAUUUUCAAAUUGUUAAUUAAUUAGAGGUCAUAAUUACUGAUAAAUUAGCCAAUUCUUCAACAAA
Molecule: messenger RNA, 3351 nt
Organism: Panonychus citri (citrus red mite)
Lineage: Eukaryota; Metazoa; Arthropoda; Arachnida; Trombidiformes; Tetranychidae
Product: tyrosine-protein kinase Abl-like
Exons: 2
Coding region: 736-3078 (780 amino acids)
Biological process (GO): protein phosphorylation
Molecular function (GO): ATP binding; protein binding; protein tyrosine kinase activity
Source: RefSeq, a predicted model, not a curated record